GAGAGAAAACAGCAAACUGACCAGGAGAGAUGGAUAGACAAGUUACCAGCUCGGGAGUUGAAAUUGAAGGAGGCUGCUUAUAAGGCUCGUCGAUGUCUGUCAAAUGAGUGAGAACUGCAAACACUGAUGGAAAGCCCUGUUGCAGAGAGUGCUACAGACACAAAUAAACAGUCAGUGCAGCAGAAUGAACACCAACAGCCUGAAGGGUCAUGUGGGCUAGAGAAGACCAAGAAGCUCUUCAGAUGGGUGUCAUACUUCUCAGGAGACAUGGAGGUCUUUGGGCAAUGGAUGAAAGGACAGUUCAUCCUGAUCCAGAUUCUGGAUUGGGUGCUCCGCGGAGCUGCCCAGGUGAUGUUCGUCAACAAUCCCCUCAGCGGGCUCAUCAUCUUCGGGGGACUGAUCCUCCAGAACCGAUGGUGGGCACUAAAUGGCUUUGUGGGCACCCUGUUUGCCACCAUCUCUGCCCUAAUUCUGAGGCAAAACAGGGGUGCCAUCGCUGCUGGUCUGUAUGGCUACAAUGGAAUCCUGGUCGGUCUUCUUAUGGCUGUGUUCUCAGCCAAGGGCGACUGGUAUUGGUGGCUUCUGCUUCCAAACAUUUUCAUGUCAAUGGCCUGCCCCAUAGUUUCCAGUGCCUUGGCUUCGAUUAACAGCAGGUGGGACCUGCCCGUUUUUACCUUGCCCUUCAACAUCCUGGUCUGCUUGCAUAUGGUGGCUACUGGCCACUACAAUCAUUAUUUCCCACAAGUCCUCAUUCAACCCAGAUCCUCCCUUCCUAAUAUCACCUGGUCUGAAGUGGAUGUAGCCAAGCUUUUCCGCGCAGUACCCGUGGGCAUUGGACAAGUUUAUGGAUGUGACAAUCCAUGGACGGGCGGGAUCUUCAUGAUCUCCUUGUUUAUUUCUUCACCAAUCACUUUCGCACACGCCACCAUUGGAUCAGCAGUUGGCAUGGUUUCUGGUCUUGCCCUGGCCGCGCCCUUUGAAGCCAUCUACUUCGGUCUAUGGGGUUAUAACUGUGUCCUCGCCUGCAUUGCCGUUGGAGGCAUGUUCUACGCUCUGACGUGGCAGACCCAUCUGCUGGCCAUUGCUUGUGCCUUUUUUUGUGCAUACCUGGGUUCUGCCAUCGCCAAUGUGAUGUCUACAUUUGGAUUGCCAGCGUGUACCUGGCCCUUCUGCCUCUCAGCGCUGACCUUCUUGCUGAUCACCACGGAAACUAAAACCAUAUUCAAAUUGCCCCUUGCGAAGGUGACGUACCCGGAGAAGAACCUCCGCUAUUUCUGGAACUUGAAAAAGGCAGAGAAGGAAAAACAGCUGACGGAGAAAGAGGUUCAGCUGAGUGCAAAGGAGCAGGAAGAAGCCUCGAAAAUCGAGUUUGUCAAAAUGGAGCACGAGGGCCAAGAUUCGCAGGACAGCGAGGAGAACUCUGAGACGGGCGAUCUGGAGAACUGCACGUACGAGGGGGCUUCAGAGCAAAGUGCAAAUGACUUAACAGAAGUGAAAAUUUUGAACAAUGCCGAGUGAAAAGUGAACUCAGGAGGACAGCUCAUGCGCACCAUGUUUCAAUAUUACUUCUUUAAGACACUGACACUGUAAAAGCAUUCUUUUUUUUCCACCAUGUCUUGCCUUCGUUCUGCAUAAUGAGUGGCACAGAUUAGGGGGAAAAGUGCAAUUGGCACUGAUCAACAGUACAGAAACUGAGUAUUUUUCAAUGUUGAGUAUAUAAUGUACAUACAUGUGACUUGAGAAAUUGUAAUGAAUCUGUAUGCUUGGAAUGUGUGAGCUCAUUAUGUUAUGUAACUCCUUUGGUUCAAACUGAUGCCUGCCUUUUAAUGAGCAUUUUCCCAUUUGUAAUUUGAAU
Anguilla anguilla (European eel) is the source of this 1855-nucleotide messenger RNA. RefSeq names its product solute carrier family 14 member 2 (gene slc14a2). Gene Ontology annotation, molecular function: urea transmembrane transporter activity. Gene Ontology annotation, cellular component: membrane. NCBI's taxonomy places the organism in Eukaryota, Metazoa, Chordata, Actinopteri, Anguilliformes, Anguillidae. The transcript has 9 exons. Bases 127 to 1518 code for a protein of 463 amino acids. The record is from RefSeq and is a predicted model, not a curated record. Gene Ontology annotation, biological process: urea transmembrane transport.